Molecule: messenger RNA, 5279 nt
Organism: Eriocheir sinensis (Chinese mitten crab)
Lineage: Eukaryota; Metazoa; Arthropoda; Malacostraca; Decapoda; Varunidae
Product: protocadherin gamma-B4-like
Exons: 6
Coding region: 891-1358 (155 amino acids)
Biological process (GO): homophilic cell-cell adhesion
Cellular component (GO): membrane
Molecular function (GO): calcium ion binding
Source: RefSeq, a predicted model, not a curated record
UGAGGAGACCUGUUACUAUAGAUCUUGUAGGGGACGAGCACACGUCUCGUCUCUGUCGGGGCUGGGUCUGUUCUGCCCUUCCAGUGCCUUUCCCGCUCAUUCCCGGCCUAGGGGCGGCGUGGGUAUUGUAACGAAUCCCACAUGUUUGUUUGUGCUCUGAGGGUGAGGUCACAGUGCCACCUGACAGAUGCGGUCACGAUACCUCACUUACGGUAAACAUUAUCACAAACUUAUGCUAUUGCUACACCUCACGGACGAAGCCAACAUACAACCCAUACCUACCGUGAUACAUACUAAAGUUUGACGGCGAUCGAGGUACAGAAGAUACGAAAAAAUGGGCGAUCGUCUCUCUAUCGGGGUUGGGGUGGCACUUGCUGGCUCAGGCCUAUGGUCAUAGGGAGGGUCGGCUGUGUGCUUUCUACUACCAUCAUCAGUGUUCCCUCUAUUCCUCUCUUCGCCGUUAUACAGUCAAACUGACUGUUACAGUAUAUUUUAGAUCGUACAGGAACAUGUAGCAAAAAUAUGUGCGAGUUGGCAACACUUUCCGCCUGGCGCCUGGCCGCGGGCGGGGCCUUGCUCCCCGCCCCCCUGCUCGCUCCUCCCAGUCUUCCAGAGGCCCACAGACCCCGGGGGAAGCUUCCAGCACAACAAUACGAAAGAAAAAAAGGAAGAGGAGGAAGUAGUGACGUCACUCCACUGGACCCAUCCAUAGGCAAGUGUUCCAGGAGGCAAGAAGGAGUGAGUCUACACCAUGGAACCUUGACAGACCUCCUCCUCCUGCCUUCAAGUCUGGCCAAGAUGUGUGAAGAAGAAGAAGAGGAAGAAGAAGAAGACUCCGCUCACAGGGAAGAUAUUCUGUGUCCCCGCUUGACCUCAUUGGAGUAGAUAAGAUGAAGAAGAAGAGGAGGAGGAGGAACAGGACAUUCAGCAUUCCAAAGAUCCAGCACAGCCUCGGCCCUGAUGAAAGCGCUGUAGUGAAGUCAGCGUUCCGCAUUGAUCCCCACACUGGGACGCUGACCCUGGCCGCCCCGCUGGACCGCGAGACCAUGGCCCAGUACUCCUUCACUGUCACGGACCCCAAGCCUCCGUUCACCAGCACCAGAGUCACUGUACUGGUCCAGGACUACAAUGACAACCCUCUGGUGUUCGCCAAAGACACUUACGUCACUGCUGUGCCUGAGGACACAGCCGCGGGCACGGCGGUGGUGGCGCUCAGCCUGAUGGACGCUGAUGAGUCUGUGGCCAAACUGGACUUCUUCAUCACUGGUGGCGACCCUGACGGCCAGUUCCUGGUGCGCGCCUCAGGGGAGGUGAGUGUGGGCCCCUGGGGAGGCACAAAAACAAUGGUGGUGCGCUGACAGCAAAACAGUUUGUUCCUUUGGGUCUAUUCUAAAACAUUUUGCCGCCCAAGGUCACAUACUUGCCAAGGCUUUCAUAUGAGUUCAGGGCAUUUCCAGGUGUAGUUUCAUGACCCUGGUGGUAGUUUGAUCCUUUUUCAGUAGCAUGAACACACAAAAAAACACUCAUUGGAACCUAAUUCAUUCAUUCUUUAACCUUUAGGAAUAGUUGGUGUGAGGAGUGAAGGUGUCUUGUACUAGAGGCUUUACCGUGUAGCAGUGACGGGCCAAAUUUGUGCCAUGAUAUAAACCCCCCAAAAUAGAUGAUACAUAAUCUGAUCUCAAAUGCUUUGAUAUAUAUUAUGAAAUGGUUUGUGUGAGGGUGAUUUUUUCUCAUUUUUCUCACUUGGAGGGACCAUUAAGAAACAUGACCCUCGCUGCUACCACCACCACUGGGUUAAUGAGAGAGUCCUGGUGCUGUGGUCUGGCCGCCAGGUGUACCUGGCUGCUGAGCUGGACCGGGAGAGGCAGGCCGAGUACACCCUCACCCUCACCGUCACUGGCGGGAAGUGUACGGCCAACACAACAGUUACCGUGACCGUCAUCGACAGCAACGGUUGGUGACGGUAAAGUCUUGCCUGAGAUGAUGACUGAUAAUCUAUGGUAAUAGAUCAUGAAUUAACCCUUGGACGGUGGUGGAACUAUAUACAGACAGUGCAAAAUUCACUCAGUUAGUUUUGUAUGGCAGAAAUAUAACAACACUUCCAGAUUGCGGUAGAAUCUACAUAUAGACGAUACUUAAAGCAUCUCUUAUGCGGCGUAACUAUACACAGCACCCUCUCGAGUUUCGCGCUCUCCGAGUUUUGCGAUCGUCGAGUUUAGCGCUUAGUCCUAAAUUCUUACCAUCAUGACUUUCGCGCAUUACCGCCAUGAGUUUCACGCUGCUUUGACAUGUUCAGGUCACGUCUACCUACCGUUGGCGUCAUGCGUGCUGCCUUAAAAGGCGGUGUCCAACCAUUGGGGCUAUGGGCAACCGCAGUUGCUCAUAUGCCCAACCGGGAGCGAGCUGUUGGUUGUCCUUAUGAAUGGAAAAUGGUUAUGGGUACGAGCGUGGGUACCUCACGGCUGCAUGUAAACAAACAGACGACGGCAGUGGCUGAGGAGCAGUGGAAGAUGGCCCACCAAGAGACUCGUAAAAUGGACUGGCAGAGCUGCUUUGCUUACUACUUGAUUAACAAGAUAAGAGAACACCCCGUGCUGGGGAACAAGUCUUUGAAAAUUGUAGAUCUCUCAGUGAUGUUUUCCUCUUCUUCUUCUUCUUUUGACCUGUAAUGCAUGGCAGCGACGGUGAAAAGUAACAGUGGGAAAUAGCAGAAGUGCAUAGAAAACCAAAAUCAGGGAAAGAAAAGAACAGAAAAACAACAUAGUUCAGGGUGAAGUGUAUAAGUGUGCACUGUUAAGUAACUAUGGGCCGCUUUCACAGUCACUGUUUGUUUUGAUCGUUACCAAUGGCGGCGAUCAACGCUAUAAUUUUCCACGUGAAAUUGGCCUAUGGGGUAGUGGCGGCUGCAGACGAAGCGACAGGUGUUGAGAGUGUGUGGUAAGGUGCGAGGUGAGGCUAACCUUGCAGCCGCCAUGAGGUGCCGUUGUAGAGGCAAUACCUCCAACACCAUCACAUCACAUCACUACCCAUCGGCCAGUUUCACGUGGAAAUACUAGAGCAGCGAUCACCGCCAUUGGUAACGAUCAAUACAAACAAAAUGACUGUGAACGCGGCCCUCAGUGCAUGUUGUGAAGUAUAAAAGUGUGGAGAAGGAGGACCUAAGAAGCGAUACAAAGCGUUACAGGUCAAAAGAAGUAGAAGGUCCACUACACCGACUGGUGUUGCGAGAAAUAUCUCCCCGAUGAAAUUAGUCAUUCUGCCGUCCACCACGCAUGUGCGCUGUGGGAAUACACAGCACUAAAAGUGUUAAUUUGCCUGGAUUUGUUCUUUUUUAUCCGCUUGUGGUCUUUGUGAAUGAUGAGGGAAAUAUGGAAGCAGCAAGCAAGUUGAACCUCUCUGUGAGCUAUUUUGUGAUUGCGGCGGCAGUGGUUUACGUUCAGUAGGCAUUGAAAAGUCAAUCAUGAUGUUAGUGAUUUGAUGAUAUAUAACAGAAAGAGUUAGCAGAGUACACCAUAACACACAGAUAACUACCAGAAGCUUUAGGUUUGUCCAACUGUACCACGGGUGACCGCGAGCAACCACCCUUACAUUAGCAGACGACACCACGUGGAUCACAAGCGUGUAUUCAGAACUGCCAGCCAGUUGUAAGGCAGCCGCCUUCAACCGGGGCUUAAAAACAACCUGUUCUCACUUCCCAUUUUCUGCCUAUUACCAAGGUACGUAUUUUGAGAUAACAAGGGAGUCAAGUCGAAAAAAAAGUAAUUUUUUUCCACGGGCCGGAACCAAUAAGCGCUUUUUCAUGUAUUUCAAUACCUCGAGUUUCGCGAUCCUCGAGUUUAGCGCCACACCUUCGGAAUGAAGCAAGCGUGAAAGUUGAGAGGGUACUGUAGAGUUGUAGACAAUAAAUCCUAAGUACCAACUCUUCCCCACUCGCUAGCUCCAAAUUUUGUGGGCCAACUUUUUUAGCCGAAUAUAUGUUUCGAAGCAGAAUUUAGUGAGGAUUCUUAUGGUAUCCUCAAAAUCCUCAUACGCCUAUUGGUUCCCGAGUUACACUGAGAAAACUGUAUUUUUUUCCUCUCUCGUCAGAGUAAGCUAACAACUAAAAAUUGCUCCGCGCUCCUCAUCUACGCUCCUUAGAAAGGUUGCCAUAUGUUACCAUUAAGAAACUUAUCCCAACAAAUGACGCUUCCAAAUUUGACGCACUUCCACCGAAAACUUAAUUUUUAAUCAAUUGUUUAACCCGAUGGUGGUAGUAGCAGGGAUCAUGUUUCUUAAUGGUCCCUCCAAGUGAGAAAAAUGAGACAAAAUCACCCUCACACAAACCAAUUCAUAAUAUAUAUAUCAAAGCAUUUGUGAUCAGAUUAUGUAUCACCUAUUUUGGGGGGUUUAUAUCAUGGCACAAAUUUGGCCCGUCGCUGCUACACAGUAAAGCCACAAAUUUGGCCUGUCGCUGCUACACGGUAAAGCCACAAAUAUGGCCCGUCGCUGCUACACGGUAAAGCCACAAAUUUUGCCCGUCGCUGUUACACGGUAAAGCCACAAAUUUGGCCCGUUGCUGCUACACGGUAAAGCCACAAAUUUGGCCCGUCGCUGCUACACGGUAAAGCCACAAAUUUGGCCCGUCGCUGCUGCACGAUAAAGCCACAAAUUUGGCCCGUCGCUGCUACAUGGUAAAGCCACAAAUUUGGCCCGUCGCUGCUACACGGUAAAGCUACAAAUUUGGCCCGUCGCUGCUACACGGUUAAACUUUUAUGAAGCGUUUCCUGUCAUCGUGCGCCGGGAUCUUUUACCCUUGAUAGUGUGUCGUCCUGCACAAGAGGGUUGAUGUUCAUAAAUGUAAAUGCAAGUCAAGUUGUUCAAAGCAAGUGAGGCGGUGACCGUGUGUGUUUAAGAACUACCAACGUGUUUCUCAGCCUCCCAGCGCUAGAGAUGGGGCCUCUGUAUGGCAAGUCUCUGCAUGACAAGUCCAGCCAGAGGAGUUUGGGGUCCGUAUAGAGUUAUUCAUCCUGAACUCUGUAGGGACCCGAAACUUGUCGGACUGGACUUGUCAUGCUAAGGAAGGAAGAAUCAGUUACCAGAUCAGUACCACACAGUUUGACGGCAUGGUGGAGGGAAGGGCCAGGUGGGUGCGAGUGGAGGAGGAGGAGGAGGAAGAGGCGGGAUUUGGGUGACCUGAACACCUCAAGCCGUUUUUUAAAUGCUUUUUUGGGUAACUAAUUCCAUUUCUUUCCAAUUUUUUUUUCCGAUAACCCACCAGGAGGCCCCCCCCCUCCCCCCCC